GCUGACGGCAGCGUGAUUGCGUCGGCAUUCACGCAGCACGAAUACUUCUACACGGCGUGCGUCCAGCUGUCUCAAUCAGGCACUGCAAUGCUGGUGCUGGCAAACAUGGGGCUGCUGCUGACAAUCUUGCUGGGCAAGCUGCUGGUACGGGUCUUCUUUGGGCAGCUGCGCGCUGUGGAGGUCGAACGGCUAUACGAGCAGGGCUGGCUUUCAAUCACAGAGACGCUUCUAGCGCUGGCGGUGCUCCGCGAUCAGUUUGAUGUGGCGACGCUGAGCAUGUUUGUGUUUUUGCUUUUCUGCAAAAUAUUCCAUUGGAUGCUCGAGGACCGUAUAGGCUUUAUGGAGCAGCAGACACGACUGACUGCGCUUUUUUUUGUGCGCACGCUGUCGCUGUCUGCUAUCCUCGCCGUCACGGACUGCCUUAUGCUGAUGUACGCCGCGGAAAACACUCGGCGGUACGGCGCGACAAUGAUGAUUGUCUUUGGCUUUGAGUAUGCGCUGCUGCUUGUGCGUUUCCAGUCGACAUGCGCCAAGUUUGUGCUCAACGUCAUCGACAUAUCCCGCGGCAGCGAAUGGGAAGAGAAGCAGUCGUUUGUGUUUUACGUGGAUCUGCUGCACGACUUUGCAAAGCUGCUUGUGUAUCUGGGCUUCUUUGUUGUGCUGACCAUGUACUACGGCCUGCCUAUCCACAUUUUGCGUGAGCUGUACAUGACCAUCCGAUCGUUUUAUACUAGGUGCGGCGACUGGGUACGGUACCGCAAGGCAAUGCAGAACAUGCACCUGCGUUACCCGACUGUCAGCCAAGACGGGCUGGAUGAGAUGAACGAUAAGACAUGCAUUAUCUGCCGCGAGGAGAUGUCCGGCCCGACCCAGGAGCAGGCUGAUGCGUGGAACAACGCCCGGCGAGCCGGGAACGCUCAGCCGCUAUCAGGGGAUACGCCAAAGCAGCUGCCAUGCAGCCACGUGUUUCACUUCAACUGUCUUCGCAGCUGGCUCGAGCGGCAGCAGAGCUGCCCGACG
Molecule: messenger RNA, 1020 nt
Organism: Kickxella alabastrina
Lineage: Eukaryota; Fungi; Kickxellomycota; Kickxellomycetes; Kickxellales; Kickxellaceae
Exons: 1
Cellular component (GO): cytoplasm
Molecular function (GO): zinc ion binding
Source: RefSeq, a predicted model, not a curated record